AUGUACGACAAAGGAUUACGGUCUCUCCUCGGCCAGCUGGUGAUGGUGCUCCUUUUGGCCCAGAUCAUGGGACGCCUGCAUAAGAGGAAUGGCUACCAUUACAGACCCCAGCAACCACCACCACUGCACCAGAGUGGAUAUUUCGAGCCCCAUCAUCCGGCUGUGGAGCCUCCGGAGCCGGAAAAGACCCAGCACAGUCCCAAAAGCUAUUACAGCCAAUCUGGAGGUGGUGGCAGUGGCUCAAGUGGCUACAAGGGAUCAUCCGGUGGCUAUAGCAUUGGUAGUGGUCUUCGAUCCAUUGCCCAGGGAUCGGCUGAUCAGGCUCACAGCGCCGUGGCCAACCAGCAUGCAGCUGCCAAGCAGGCUGCCUACAUAGCCCAGAACACAUUAGCCCAGGCAGCAUCUCAGGCGGCAGCCACAGCUCAAGCGGCGUUGGUGGGUAAACAAGUGGUCCUGCAGGAGCUGGAACAGCAGGCGGCCGAGGCGCAGCGCUCCCUAUCCCGGGAACUGGAGCAGCUAAAGGCGGCCAAGAUCUCUGCCAAAUUGGCCCAACAAACAGCCCAAGCAGCCCAUCACCACAUCUCCGUACUCACGGCAGCCGUUAACAAUGCCAAGUCCGUGGCUGAACAGGCGGAGCAAACGUCCACGGAGGUUAACAACCAGCUAGCCUCCCAAUCUACUAUGGUAGGUCAGGCCAAGAACCGGCUGGAGCAGGUGGAGGAGCAGUUGCAUCAGGCGAGAGUUGAUUACGCGGCCACCAAGGAGUCAGCCAUCAAGGCAUCCAAUUCCGCUGCUGCUGCUCAAGUGAAUGCUUCCAAGGCGGCUCAACAUGCCACAAUUGGACUGCACGAAAGUACUAACCAGGGACACGAGGGUCAGGAGUCCGGUGGCCACGAGGAGGAAUCUUAUGACGAGCAUUUGGAUACCAGUGGCGUAGGAGUGGGUCACUCGGCCGGUGGUGAGGAUCUAGGGGAACAUGUGAGGACUCCCUACCAGUAA
Molecule: messenger RNA, 999 nt
Organism: Drosophila serrata
Lineage: Eukaryota; Metazoa; Arthropoda; Insecta; Diptera; Drosophilidae
Source: RefSeq, a predicted model, not a curated record